UGUUUGGUCUCUGGUUCCACCACCUUCUCAAUCAGCUUCUCCAAGGCAAACAGAAACCAUCCUCAAGAAUGUCAGAGGCCAAACAUUUAGACAUCCCAGCUGUGAUCGUUGACAAUGGCUCCGGCCUUUGCAAAGCCGGUAUCGCUGGGGAAAGCGCCCCGAGGUCUGUGAUCACAGCCAUUGUGGGUCGCUCAAAAGCUAAAGCUUCCAUGCUUGGGGCCGGCCAGAAGGAAUAUUACAUCGGCGAAGAAGCCCAGUCCAAAAGGGGAGUUUUGUCGUUGAAUUAUCCCAUUGACCAUGGCAUCGUGACGUGUUGGGAUGACAUGGAGAGGAUAUGGCGGCAUAUAUAUAAGUGUGAAUUGAGGAUCAAAGCCAGCGACAGACCCGUCUUGCUCACCGAAGCCCCACUGAAUCCCUUACAGAAUCGGGAAAGGAUGACGGAGAUCAUGUUUGAGAACUUCAAGGUGCCGGCCAUGUAUGUUGCGGUCCAGGCGACGCUGGCUCUCUACGCAUCAGCACGAACCACAGGGAUUGUCAUGGACAGUGGAGCCGGCGUGACCCACACUGUCCCUAUCUAUGAAGGCUACUGCCUGCCGCAUGCGGUAUCCAGGUUAGAUGUUGCUGGAAGGGAUAUCACCGAAUACUUCAUGCGGCUGCUCCUGGAGAGUGGUCAUUCCUUCGUCAGCACAGCUGAAAGAGAAAUCGUGAAGGACAUCAAGGAGAAGCUAUGUUAUGUGGCUCUAGAUCCCAUCCUGGAAAUACAAGCGAAGCCAGAAUACCUGUUGAGAGAGUUCAAACUGCCAGAUGGCAACGUGAUCAAGAUCGGGAGCCAGCUUUUCCGAGCCCCCGAGGCCCUUUUCACUCCGGCCAGCUUGGGCGUCGAUGCUCCCGGGGUCCACCAGAUGAUCUUCAACAGCAUCAUGAAAUGUGACAUCGAUCUCCGCCGAGAUCUUUACGGGAACAUUCUCCUCGCGGGCGGGUCCACCUUGUUUUGCGGCUUGGACGAGCGUGUCUUGAAAGAGAUGCAGCUCCAGGUGCCGAUCGGGAUAUCGGUCCGGAUCAUCGCACCCCCGGAGAGGAAGUACUGCGUGUGGAUCGGGGCCUCGAUCCUGGCCUGCUUGACCUCUUUUAGGCAAAUGUGGGUCACCUUCCAAGAUUACGAAGAGUUUGGCCCGGGUGUGAUUCAUCGGAAAUGUAUUUAAAUAAAAACCACCCAUGAAUUUGACAAAACAGAAGGUGUGGCCAAUACAUGACCCUCCAUAUAUAUCUAUAUAGAGACAUAUAUAGAGAUAUUUGAAAGCGGUCCUCCAUAUAUAU
Molecule: messenger RNA, 1317 nt
Organism: Pogona vitticeps (central bearded dragon)
Lineage: Eukaryota; Metazoa; Chordata; Lepidosauria; Squamata; Agamidae
Source: RefSeq, a predicted model, not a curated record